AUGAAGAAGUGCAGGCGCCAGCCAGGGAGAAGCACCAGGGCGGUCCCUGCGGGGGACACGGCCGCUGCCCCCGCGAACGCGGCGCGAGCGGGGAGUGACCGCAGCUCCCGCGUGUCCCGCGCUCUGUGCCGGGGCCACUCGCGCCGCCCCGGCCCGGCCCGCCGAAUCCCCACGGGUGGGGUGCGCCCGCGGCCACCCGUGCGGCCCCGCGCCCCACCGCCGCCGGCCCCGAGACCCCCCCGCGGGCUGCAGCAUCCGGGCCGGCCCCGCCACAUCCUGCCGCCGGAAGAAGCCGCGGCCCCGGGACAGCCCCCGCCGGGACGUCACGCGGAGGCCCCGCCACGCGUGACGCCACCCGCGCUCCGUGACGUCACGCGGGCGGGCGGUGCCGCUCCCGCGAGGAGGGGGAUUCCCCCCCUCCCCGGUGUGACCCCCCCCCCCCCAUCCGUCCCCGGUGCGGGGCGGGGGGGGCCGCUCCGGUGGGCGCCGUCCCCGCGUCCUGCGCCGCCGCCGGAGUUCCCCCCCCCCCCACCCCCGCCACGUCCCCGGCGGGGGGGGACACACGGACACACCGGGGGGGCUCGGCUCUGCCGCAGCGCCGGGGUGACCUUGCGCGGGGGUGUCCGUCGUGUCACCCCGCCUCACGGGGGGCGGGACUCUCGCUGUCCCUCCGGUGUCCCCCCCCCGCCGUGCCCCCCGGUGCCCCCCGCGGCGGGGAGGGGCCGCCCCGGCCCCCGCCCAGCUCCCGCCCGCAGCCGGGGCCGGGCCGGUCGGUGCGGGGCGCCCAUAAAUCACGGCGGGCAGAGCCCCCGCCCCGCCGCCGCCCUCCGCCGCCGCCGCCGCCCGGGGGACCGGGGAGGGGGGGGCCGAGCCCCGCCGCCACCCGCCCCCCAGCCCCUGCAGAUGUGGCGGAGCGGCCCGGCGGCCCGGCUGCGGGGGGGCCCGCUCCGCCAGGCUGCGCUGCCCGCCCGCCGCCGGCCCUGA
Molecule: messenger RNA, 984 nt
Organism: Colius striatus (speckled mousebird)
Lineage: Eukaryota; Metazoa; Chordata; Aves; Coliiformes; Coliidae
Product: basic proline-rich protein-like
Exons: 1
Coding region: 1-984 (327 amino acids)
Source: RefSeq, a predicted model, not a curated record